Trachymyrmex septentrionalis is the source of this 2269-nucleotide messenger RNA. RefSeq names its product putative fatty acyl-CoA reductase CG8306. Gene Ontology annotation, molecular function: alcohol-forming very long-chain fatty acyl-CoA reductase (NADP+) activity. The transcript has 9 exons. Lineage: Eukaryota; Metazoa; Arthropoda; Insecta; Hymenoptera; Formicidae. Gene Ontology annotation, biological process: long-chain fatty-acyl-CoA metabolic process. The record is from RefSeq and is a predicted model, not a curated record. Gene Ontology annotation, cellular component: peroxisome. Bases 731 to 2254 code for a protein of 507 amino acids.
CUUAGGUGUGAUUCCCAAUUUUUAGUGCGCAUGCAUCGAUUUUCAAUUAGGAAUGUAGCUGCCUUUGCAAAUUGAAAUUGCAGGUUAGAUUAGAUUAGCUGGUCUCCUUUUCAUAAAAUAUAAUUAAACCUUUUGCCUACCAUAUUGUGUGAGAUUCGUGGUAAGGAAAUCGGCCAAACAUGAGUAUCACGGAAACUCCGGCCGUGGUGAAAAAGUUAAUUAUAUUUUAUGGGAAAGAGAGAUCCAGCUAAUCUAACCUAACCUACAAUUUCAACUUACUGAAGGCAGCCACAUUCCUGGUUAGAAAUCGACGCAUGCGCACUAAAAAUUGGGGACCACAUAAAAAAUUCAGUGUCCAUACUGUAUGCACUUAUACUGUAGCCUAAGGUGGUUCUACAAUAAAGUGCCAAAAAUUUAGAGCGCCUUACCAGGAUCUAUCUAAAAUCACAAAUAUCUACAUAAUUUGGAUAAAAUAUUAAAGACAGCCAAGACUGGCAGAACUGGCAGGUGGCAGUUGGUGGUGGUCGGCUAAUAAUUCGACAGUUACGAGUCGUGGUGUGGAGCAGUCUUUGGCAGUCUGUGCGUCUAAUUUUCGUGUCGUUUGUGUCGCUCGCAGUGCGGCUUGCUACUCCUCACUCGCCAAGUCGAACUAUUUCCAUCUGCUCUGCUAGUAUCUAUUGUCAAUAGAAGCUGUCUUGUCAAGUCGAUUAAUCGUCGAUUAACGUUAACAAUGGCAUCGUAUGUAACUGAUUUUUACAAUAGUAAAAGUGUUUUUAUCACCGGUGGCACCGGUUUCGUCGGCGUCUGCUUGAUAGAGAAACUCUUGAGAUGUUGCCCUGAUAUCAAGAAUAUUUAUUUGCUAAUGCGACCGAAGAAGGGAAAGCAGAUCAUGGAGAGAUUGGAGGAAUUGAUGAAAAACUCGGUCUUUAAUCGAAUAAGGGAGGAGAAACAAACCGAUUUAUUUAAGAAAUUAAUCGCAAUUCCCGGAGAUGUUGGUGAAGAAAAUUUGGGAUUGUCUUCACAAGAUCGAACAACCUUAAUAAAUACAGUAGAAGUCGUUUUCCAUUCAGCCGCUACGUUAGACUUUGAAGCCGAUCUAAAAACUACAACAAAUAUUAACUUAUUAGGAACUCGCAGAAUCGUCCAACUCUGUCAAGAGAUUAAAAGACUCAAGGUGCUGGUUCAUGUUUCUAGUGCGUAUGUUAAUGCAGUAUUGCACAAUGUCGAUGAAAUAAUAUAUCCUGUGCCAGCGGACGUAAAUACAAUUUUGAAGCUAGUUGAUACACUAGAUGAUGCUACCUUAAAUUCCAAAACACCAGAGAUAUUAAAAAAUCAUCCAAAUCCUUAUACAUUCACCAAACAUUUGGCUGAACACGAAGUAUUAAACGGAGGUUUUCCAGCGACUAUCGUUCGUCCUUCGAUGAUAGCGGGAGCAUGGAAAGAACCAGUUCCAGGAUGGACAAUAUCAAAGAAUGGACCACAAGGUUUUAUAUUAGGUGCCGGUAAGGGUGUCAUAAGAAGAUUGCCAGUUGCAAAACAUCUUAUUUAUGAUUACAUUCCAGUAGAUAUGGUCGUAAAUAGUUUGAUUGUCGCAGCUUAUAAUGUCGACCGUGACAGCGACAAAGGGUUAAAGGUGUAUCACUGUACAUCUAGCACGUGUAAUUCUUUCAAAUGGGAAUCUGUAGAAAAGGAAAUUAAUACCUAUUUACACAACUAUCCGAUACGAAGCGCUGUUUGGUACCCAUAUCUCAAGUUUUUACCAUCACUCUUUUUGUUUAGAAUCUCGGCUAUCUUUGUUCAUUUUAUUCCUGCUUAUAUUUUGGAUGCAAUUACACGAUUAUGCGGAGGCCGUCCUAUUCUAGUUCGUUUGCAUACAAAUGUCAACAGAUCAUUAAACCGCCUUGAGAAAUUUAUCUUUCAAGAAUGGAGAUUUAAUAAUCCGCGCUUGUUGCAGUUGCACGAAUCGUUAUCACUAGAAGAUCAAAAAUUAUUUACGCUUGAUAUGAGACCAUUGAUCUGGAAAGAUUAUUUUACAGAUUUGAUACAAGGUGUCAGAACAUAUCUUCAUAACGAAUCUCCAAAAUCUUUACCGAAAGCACGUUCCAAACAUAAAAUUCUUACGAUUGCUCAUCUGGGUUUACAAGCUGCUCUAUUAGGUUCGAUUUGGUGGCUGGUUAAAGUUUUAUUUGCUACAACAUGGACAAAAACUGGUUUAGUUGUACCAAUAACAUAUUUGCUGUUUGAUCAAUUAUAAAUAUUAAAAUAUAUA